AUCUCUUUAACUUAUACAGACAGUUUCAGUUGUCUUAAAGGGACAUAAUGAGCUGCAGGGCAUUUCCACGAAUUAAGACUGUCCGUGCGUACGUUUCACAGGCCCAGGAAGGAGACCAGGGAGCCGAUUGUCAUGACGUCAGCGACCAACACUGGAUCAAUGGAUAUCCGACGCCGGUGGCGAAUCAGAUGUCGAUGUAUGAACUUUACCAACCAUUGAGAAAAUCCUGGGGAAUAAAUGCCCUAGGUUCACUUGUUGUUGAAGUGGAAGCCGAAGACGGCACGACAGGUGUAGGCGUGUCCAUAGGCGGAGAACCUGGUUGCUUUAUUGUUGAGAAACAUUUAAGUAGAUUUAUAGAAGGGCAGGACCCUCGUAAUGUAGAGCUUAUUUAUGAUCAGAUGUUUCGUUCCACCUUAAACUAUGGCAGGAAGGGACUUCCUAUCCAAGCAAUAAGUGCUGUCGACUUGGCGCUAUGGGAUUUACUUGGAAAGAUACGAAAUGAACCAGUGUACGCUUUGAUUGGCGGCAAAACAAAGGAGCGACUUCCAGUCUAUUGUACUACAGCUAGACCAGAUCUCGCCCAAAAGUUUGGUUUCGUUGGCGCCAAAAUUCCAUGUCCGUACGGUCCUUCGGCUGGAAAUGAAGGUUUAAAGAAAAACAUUGAGUUCUACAAAGGAUGGAGAGAAAAGGUUGGAGACGAGUUCCCAUUGAGCCUCGAUUGUUACAUGGCGUUGACUGUCCCGUAUGCUACACGUCUUGCCAACGAGCUCGAGCCGUACGGUUUGAAAUGGAUGGAAGAAUUUCUGCCACCGGAUGAUUACGAGGGCUAUGCUCAAGUACGUGAAAAUCUACGUGGUUCAAAGGUUUUGUUGACAACGGGAGAACAUGAAUACAAUCGUUAUGGUUUUGAUAGACUUAUACAUUCUAGAUGUGUUGAUAUUCUGCAACCGGAUAUCACGUGGUUAGGCGGAAUUACGGAGGCAAGGCGAGUGGUUUCUAUGGCAGCCGCUCAUGAUACAAUGAUUAUACCUCACGGCUCAAGCGUCUAUUCUUACCAUCUUCAGUAUGCAUUUACCAACUGCCCAGUUGCCGAAUAUAUCAACCUCAGCCCUAAAGCAGAUAAAAUAGUUCCAUACUUCGGGGGACUAUUUCCCGACGAACCACUGCCUGCGGAUGGUUUCAUUGAUCUUCCAGACCGUCCAGGAUUUGGUGUUACCCUGUGCAAGAAAACGUUGAAGAGACCGUACGAGCGUUCCGCUGAGGAAUCCAAGAAAAAUGCUGACAUAAAUAAGGAGUACAAAGGACCGAAAAAGGCACAUAUGCCUUUCUAAUUGAGAUAACUUAGUAAACAGAGUGAUAUUAUAAGUGACAGACAAGUAAAUACAAGUACUCUGUUAGUACAAUUAUUCUUUUAAUUACUUCGCAUGUAUUAGAGUUCGAAAUUUAUGUUGUAUAUUUAUACAUAUUGAAUAAAUGUAGUAUUCUGUAUUUAAUGUGAUCAAGGGCAUUCACUCUUAUGACAUAUAGUUUUUCAAAGCUUGCAGUGAAGUCCCUUGAAAAUAUGUUCGAAUAAUUUGAUAAGAUGUGUGAAAAGUCAGGGAAAUAUGCGAAUAAAAACUGCUCUUAUCACAUAAAAGUAACAAUUAUUUAAAAUCUGUAAUCAAACAAUCGUCCCGAAUAAAAAUAUAUGAAGUUUUAAGUAGAA
Molecule: messenger RNA, 1705 nt
Organism: Ruditapes philippinarum (Manila clam)
Lineage: Eukaryota; Metazoa; Mollusca; Bivalvia; Venerida; Veneridae
Product: L-rhamnonate dehydratase-like
Exons: 1
Coding region: 48-1331 (427 amino acids)
Biological process (GO): amino acid catabolic process; carbohydrate catabolic process
Molecular function (GO): magnesium ion binding; hydro-lyase activity
Source: RefSeq, a predicted model, not a curated record